AUGUCUGAGCGAUUCGCCCCGAAGGUACCGGUCCAGCUGGAUCCUCCCAAAGAUGACCCCAUAACCGUGGAGGAAUUGUCCAAGUGUGAUGGCACGGAUCCAAGCCGCCCGACGCUGGUGGCCAUCAAGGGCAUUGUCUUCGACGUGUCCAAGAAUCCCGCCUACAGCCCCAGCGGCCAGUAUCAUGUGUUCGCUGGAAAAGACCCCUCUCGUGCUCUCGCCUGUUCGUCGCUCAAGCCCGAAAACUGCGUCCCCGAUUGGUAUGACCUGGAUGACAAGGAGAAGACCGUGCUUGAUGAAUGGUUCACCUUCUUCAGUAAGAGAUAUAAUAUCGUUGGAAAGGUGAAGGAUGCUACGAACUAUUAG
This is a messenger RNA of Aspergillus terreus NIH2624, 366 nucleotides long. Its product is annotated as putative progesterone binding protein. The transcript is spliced from 3 exons. Gene Ontology annotation, cellular component: membrane; endomembrane system. The record is from RefSeq and is a predicted model, not a curated record. Lineage: Eukaryota; Fungi; Ascomycota; Eurotiomycetes; Eurotiales; Aspergillaceae. The coding region runs from base 1 to 366 and encodes 121 amino acids.